CUACAUAGGCUAGGUUCUUGUAUGAUAAUCACAUAGUUAUUUUGCAGCAGUCUCUUAUUGAUCGCAAAAAGUUCAUGUUAACGCAUGCAGUGUUGAUAAUUAGAUUGAUUGUACAAUUCGAGUUCACCAUCUAGUAAUGAUACAACAUAUUUAAACUGGUUGCAGUUAGCUAAGACUAUGAAUAAUAAAGGAGUGUUUAGCACAGUUAGGGGCGUAGGUGACGGCACAGAAUGUGCAAAAAUGGCGACAGCUAAACAAGACAAGAGUGAUCCUCUAGUAGAAUCAGUGACAUGUUCAAUAUGUAUGGAGAUUUUAGAUGAUCCUCGAUCACUACAAUGUAUGCACAGUUACUGCAGAAAGUGUAUACAGGUCACAAUAGUUAAACAUCAGGAUAAGAAAUUGUUCCCUUGCCCAAUCUGCAGAGAGGACUGCCCAAUAACUAAUCAAGGGGCUGCAGGUCUUAAAGUGAACUUUUUCGUUAACUCUGUUUUGGAUAUUGCAAAAGAUCAAUCUGCAUUGUCGAAAGAUGCGUGGAAUUGCGAUAUCUGUUUAGAUGAGGAUGAGUCUGUCCCAGCAAUUUCCAAGUGCCUAGAUUGCAAUGAGAAGCUCUGCAAAGCAUGUAAUCGUGCACAUAAAAGGUCGCGUUGUUCGAAGCUGCACAAAAUACUUGAGCUAAGUGGUGACACUUCAAAAGAUACCAAGGCUGCAAUGGACAUGUUAUCUAGACGAACCUUGUAUUGUCAAGUACAUACUCAAGAGCCCUUGAAGUACUUCUGUAAAAAAGAUCAGCUUCUUAUCUGCCAAGACUGUUUCGCAUUUGAUCACCAAGGCCAUCAAUUGGAGAACAUUGAACAAACUGCAAAAGCAAACCUGAAAUAUUUAAAUUCAAUCAUUGACCUUGGGAGACAGAGGUCAGCCAAAUAUGAAGAGAGCAUAAGUGAUGGUCACGCUCAAAAGCUAGCAGUUGAAAAAAGAACAGAGAAAUCUAAAACCAAACUUGUCACAGACAGAAGGAUUGUAUUAGCCCAUGUGAAUGCCUACUUUGAUAAACUAGAGUCUGAGUUGACUGCUGCGGGAAAUGCUUCUGUUAAAACACUGAUUACACAUCUAGCUAAUCUCGAAUUUGAUAAAGAUGCCAUUGAUGGAACUGUAAAGCAAUUAGAAGCCCUCCAAGAUCAUGGUCAUCCUGCAGAUAUUGUGUCCAUGAUACCUGAGAUGAAUGCCAAACGUGAAGUUUGGUCUAUGAUUCCUGAUCUUCAGCUUGAACCUGAUCAAGAACUACAAGUUAAAACACCAAGCAAACUCAAUGAUGCCAAUCUCAAACUUGCAAGUUUAGAAGAUCGUACACGAAGAAAGGCUCACAAAGUCGCAAAGGGAAGUUUUGAAAACAUAAUUGUACUUGCAAAUGAUGACGUUGUAACCAUCACAUCAGAUAAAGUCAAGUUUUAUGAUAAGAACUUGGGUCCCAGAGGAAAAAUGAUUAAUGUCCCAAAAGGUUGGCAGGCAGUAAGUAAGUCCAAUGAUAACUGUGUUGCAUUUUGCUACCAGCAAAAUAAUUGCAUAAAAAUGAGGACCUACAAUGAUGAUGGUCAUAUUGUAACAAACUGUCACAUACCAAAUGUGACAGGACUGAAGGAUUUUGUGAUAAAUCAAUCUGAUGAGGUUGUAAUGGUAGAUGACGAUGACCAGAUAUUGCGUGUGAAGUACAAAUCAGGGAAAAUGAUUAGCUCCCGAAGACUAACGAAUCUGUCCAGCAUGGCAGUAUGUAACUUGGAUGUUAACAGUAAAGCUGAUGUUAUAAUGUCACACAAAAGUUGUAUAAGUAUCAUAAGGCUCAGAGGAAAAGGAGCUGGAAAACGAGAAGUAUACACAGCCCGUGAUAAUGAGCUAGGUCUUGUAGCAUAUGUUGACAAACAGGACAAUAUCAUUGUACUAAACCAGGCUAAUUCAACUAUCACAAUUCUAACACCUGAAGGUGAAUUCAUAAAGGACUUAAUCACUCCAACAAAAUGCAAGCCAUUUAGCUUACAUCCAAACUCGGAAGGAGAUUUGGUUGUAGGAGCCUUUCACAAAGGUUCUGCAGCAGAGUGCAUGUUCAUAUUGCGAUAUAGAUCCGAGGAUGGCAACAUCAUGUAGCCUAACUGAUAACCUGCACAACAAGAAAUAUAUAAUGUGAUAUGUGAGAAAUAUAUAUAUAUAUGUGACUUUAUAGAAAUAACGAAAAACUUCUCAAAUCAGCAUUGCUGAUAAUCUUUCUCAUUUGCCAUAUUUUUUUUAUCAAUUUCAAUUAAAACCCAGCAGUUUUUGUAGUUUUAA
This is a messenger RNA of Owenia fusiformis, 2316 nucleotides long. The record is from the annotation of a GenBank genome assembly. NCBI's taxonomy places the organism in Eukaryota, Metazoa, Annelida, Polychaeta, Sabellida, Oweniidae.